GAGAGCAAAGCUCAGUGACUUGAGCAAUAGUGCCCCGAGUCCAACCUGACGCUGAAGCUCCAAAGCCUGCCAUUCUGCUUGGCCAGUGCAUCAGAAAGCUUGCAAUCUAUCAGAAAAUAAUCUAUGCAUUUUGACAACCCAUCCAGCAUCUCCAGACUAAGACUUGGAAGUAUACGGAUUACCAGAAAGCAAAGUGUCUUCACAUUGAUGCUGACCAACAAGCUCCAGAGCAUCUUGCCUGAGUGACCAUCCUGCUGACCUGCUGCCCAUUCCAUGUUCUCCUGUUGGAGAAGAUCUCAACUCAUGGUCCAUGCUCAACAUGUCAGUUCAGGGUCGUGUUCCUAUCACAUGCUUAAGCGAAUGAAGGUAGUACCUGUCUGGUGAUACAUUUUCAGAACUUCCCUGAAGCUGACACCUGCCGGAAGACUUCUUUGGUAGACAGUGAGUGGAGUCUCGUGGCAGAGCACAAUUCAUUCUUCCACCUAGACUAAAAGUCUGCGCUGACAUGGAUCCAGUCAAGUCAAGGCUGGAGAAGAAACCUGUCGACUACAAUGGUUUCCUACAAGAAGAUAAGAAGGACUCCUCCAUGGCAUUGGGUCGUGUAGAUCGUGGUAGAUCUGAGAUGAGCACUCCACCCCUGGAGAGCUGGAGAGAAGAAAGGACUCGCAGUGAAGAAGACAAUGAACUGAACCUUCCUACCUUGACGGCAGCUUAUGGUACCAUCCUGAGGUCACUUGGAGAAGACCCUGGAAGGCAAGGACUACUGAAAACCCCAUGGAGGGCAGCGACCGCCAUGCAGUUCUUUACCAAGGGCUACCAAGAGACAAUAACCGAUGUGUUGAAUGAUGCUAUCUUUGAUGAAGACCAUGAUGAGAUGGUGAUUGUGAAGGACAUUGACAUGUUUUCCAUGUGUGAACAUCAUCUGGUUCCAUUCAUUGGAAGGGUGCACAUAGGUUAUCUACCAAACAAGCAAGUGCUGGGCCUCAGUAAGCUGGCGAGGAUCGUGGAGAUUUACAGCAGACGACUACAAGUUCAAGAACGCCUUACGAAACAGAUCGCCAUUGCAAUUACAGAAGCCUUGCAGCCUGCCGGCGUGGGAGUGGUCGUUGAAGCUACCCACAUGUGUAUGGUCAUGAGAGGGGUUCAGAAGAUGAACAGCAAGACAGUGACCAGCACUAUGCUCGGCGUAUUCCGAGAGGACCCCAAAACCAGAGAAGAAUUCUUGAACCUCAUCAGGAGCUGAUUUCAGUGCCAAAAAAAUAAUAAUCUGCGGCUGCCUGAAUCUGCCUGUCCGUGUCUGUGUGUCUCUGGUUCGGUCGUCUAUUGUUCAACUAUGCGUAGGAUAACAGUGUUUUAUGGUGACCGCUUCGCGUCAUUUUAUGGUACUCUGUGUUUACAUAUAUAUCGAGAAAGGACCGGAAACGUGGUGGCAAAGGGCACCACCCCAUCCAUUGCCAUGUUUACAUUGAUCAUGUUCUGUCCAAGCCUGACCCUACUUAGAUGCUGACUUUUUUGGACAUGGUACAGAAUGGGGCCAGUCCUCAGUGACUACCUGAGACCACAGCUACUGUACGUAUGUGAUAUUCAGGGCCACAGCUGGGGAUCUGUAGGACAUCCCAGCCGUACAGCAGCAGUUUCCAGCUGUUGCAAAGCUACAACUCCUAGCAUGUUCCGACAACCCGUGGCAGGUUGGAGACCAUUGUUUUACAGUAAUAUGGCUGCACAUUCUCUUGAUCAGACCACCCAUAGGGAAGUGCCACUUAGAGUCCUAAAGAGUACUUACAGGUAAGCUACCAAAGGAUUAAAGGGGUAUUCCGGUUACUACAAGUUAUCACCUAUCCACUGGAUAGGGGACAGUUAACAGAUUGUGGGGGUCCAUACCUCUGAAAUGAAUAGAAUGGCUGGUUGAGCAUACACCUUGCCGGUGCCAUUCACUCUCCGGUAGUCCCAUAGAGAUGAAUGGAGUGGCAUUACACAUGCUCGCCCUGCUGCGCCUUUCAUUUCAGGGCUUCUUACCUGGGAUUUUUGGGCAUCCAAUCACUGGGACUCCCACCGAUCAGUUAGUUAAUCCCGAUCCAGUGGAUAGGGAGUGGUAACUGGCAUACCCCUUUAAGGCCCCCAUACACAUUAUACAAU
Bufo bufo (common toad) is the source of this 2136-nucleotide messenger RNA. RefSeq names its product GTP cyclohydrolase 1 (gene GCH1). Gene Ontology annotation, biological process: tetrahydrofolate biosynthetic process; tetrahydrobiopterin biosynthetic process. Gene Ontology annotation, cellular component: cytoplasm. The coding region runs from base 506 to 1243 and encodes 245 amino acids. Gene Ontology annotation, molecular function: GTP binding; zinc ion binding; GTP cyclohydrolase I activity. NCBI's taxonomy places the organism in Eukaryota, Metazoa, Chordata, Amphibia, Anura, Bufonidae. The record is from RefSeq and is a predicted model, not a curated record. The transcript is spliced from 7 exons.